UUACUACUCUUUAUUAGUUUUUAUUCUGGUACUAAGGUUGAUCAUAUAUAAUAAUAAGAAGCUAAGUUAUAUAUAUUUACGAUGUUGAAGAAAGUAGUGAAUUGUUUGGCGUGUAAUAAUGAAGAAGAUAAGAGGAUAAGAGGGAGAGUGGUGUUGAUGAAGAAGAAUGUGUUGGACUUCAACGACUUCACUGCUUCAAUUCUUGAUCGUGUUCAUGAGUUUGUGGGACAGCGCGUUUCUCUUCAACUCAUAAGUGCCACUAACGUUAAUCCUGAGAAUGCAUUGAAAGAAGGAACACUUGGGAAGGAAGCAUAUUUGGAAGAUUGGAUUACAACAUUCACACCCUUAACAGCAGGAGAAACAGCAUUCAAAGUUACAUUUGAUUGGGAUGAAGAUAUAGGAACACCUGGUGCAUUCUUAAUUAGAAAUCAUCAUCACAGUGAGUUCUAUCUAAGAAGCUUGACACUUGAAAAUGUUCCAGGCCAUGGUACUAUCCACUUUAUUUGCAACUCUUGGGUCUACCCUUCUGAUAAAUAUGAAAAGGAUCGCAUUUUCUUCAGCAACAAGACAUACCUUCCAAAUGAAACACCAAAGGCACUUGUUAAGUAUAGGGAAGAAGAACUUGAAUGCUUAAGAGGACAUGAUGAAAAAGGGAAGCUUCAAGAAUGGGACAGAGUUUAUGAUUAUGCAUAUUACAAUGAUUUGGGGAACCCAGAUAAAGGUUCAGAAUAUGCUCGUCCUGUUCUAGGAGGUUCUAGUAAAUAUCCAUACCCUAGAAGAGGAAGAACUGGUAGACCACCCAGUUCAUCAGAUGUUAAUACUGAGAGUAGAUUGAAUCUUUUGCUGAGCUUGGACAUUUAUGUUCCAAGGGAUGAAAGAUUUGGCCACCUGAAAAUGGCAGAUUUUCUUGCUUAUGCAUUGAAAGCCAUAGUUCAAGUCCUGAAACCUGAGUUGGAAUCUUUAUUUGACAAAACUCCAAACGAGUUUGAUAGCUUGGAAGAUGUACUUAAAAUCUAUGAAGGUGGGAUUAAAGUUCCUGAGGGCAUACUUAAGGACAUUAGAGAUAACAUCCCUUUAGAGAUGCUCAAAGAAAUUCUCAAUUCUGAUGGUGGAGGCUUCCUUGAAUAUCCCAUGCCUCAAGUCAUUCAAGCGGAUAAGUCUGCAUGGAGAACUGAUGAAGAAUUUGCAAGAGAAAUGCUAGCUGGUGUAAACCCUGUCAAUAUUCGUUGCCUCCAAGAAUUUCCACCAACAUCCAAGCUAGACCCUAAAAUCUAUGGUAAUCAAAACAGUACAAUAAGGAAGGAAAACAUAGAAAACAACCUAAAUGGACUCACUGUUGAUGAGGCAAUUAAGCAAAAGAAGCUAUUCAUAUUGGAUCACCAUGAUACAUUAAUGCCAUAUGUGAGGAGGAUUAAUGACAACACUUCUACAAAGCUUUAUGCCAGCAGAACAGUUCUUUUCUUGCAAAAUAAUGGGACUUUGAAGCCAUUGGCCAUUGAAUUGAGUUUGCCUCAUCCUGAAGGAGAUGAAUAUGGUGCCAUUAGUAAAGUUUACACACCUGCAGAGCAAGGUGUUGAAAAUUCCAUUUGGCAAUUAGCCAAAGCUUAUGUAGCAGUAAAUGACUCAGGCAAUCAUCAACUUAUUAGUCACUGGUUGCAUACUCAUGCAGUGAUCGAGCCAUUCGUUAUAGCUACAAAUAGACGGCUCAGCGUGCUUCACCCUAUUUACAAACUUUUGCAGCCUCACUUUCGCGACACCAUGAAUAUAAAUGCGCUUGCGCGACAAAUCCUCAUCAAUGCUGGUGGUAUUCUAGAGUUAACAGUCUUUCCAGCCAAGUAUUCUAUGGAGAUGUCAUCUGUUCUUUACAAGGAUUGGGUCUUUCCUGAGCAAGCACUACCAGCAGAUCUUCUUAAAAGAGGAAUAGCUGUUGAAGAUUCAAGAGCUCCACAUGGCCUUAGACUAGUGAUUGAGGAUUACCCUUAUGCAGUUGAUGGACUAGAGAUUUGGUUUGCCAUCAAGACAUGGGUGGAGGACUAUUGUUCCUUCUACUACAAGGCGGACGAGACGGUUAAGGAAGACGAAGAGCUUCAAUCUUGGUGGAAGGAACUAAAAUCAGAGGGUCAUGGUGACAAGAAAGAUGAGGCUUGGUGGCCAAAGAUGCAAACUCGCGACGACCUCAUCGAAGUUUGCACCAUUGUUAUAUGGAUUGCUUCAGCACUCCAUGCUGCAGUUAACUUUGGACAGUACCCUUAUGCAGGUUACCUUCCGAACCGGCCAACCAUAAGCAGAAGAUUCAUGCCAGAGGAAGGAACAGAAGAAUAUGAUGAACUUGUGGAGAAUCCUGAGAAGGCUUUUCUUAAGACAAUCACAGCACAGUUACAAACUCUUCUUGGUAUCUCAUUGAUAGAGAUAUUGUCUAGGCAUUCAUCUGAUGAAGUGUAUCUUGGACAAAGAGAUUCUCCUAACUGGACAAGUGAUUUGGAGGCAUUAGAAGCCUUUGAGAAAUUUGGAAGAAAACUAGCAGAGAUUGAGAAGAGAAUUGUGAGCAUGAACAAUGAUGAGAAACUGAAGAACAGAGUUGGACCUGUUAAGGUGCCAUACACAUUGCUUUAUCCAACAAGUGAAGGUGGAUUAACAGGCAAGGGAAUUCCUAACAGUGUCUCCAUUUGAUAGGAUUCCCUACUCUCUUUUGCUUUUGCUAGUUCCAUGUAUAAAUAUAUAUAUGAUUUAAUUCUAUUGAUUAUGUAUUUAUGUGAUCAUCCAAUGUACAGUUUUUUUGGAUUGAAAUAAACAAGUAAAUAUUUAAAUAUGAAUUUAAUUUUGAUAAA
Messenger RNA from Arachis duranensis, 2828 nucleotides. RefSeq names its product probable linoleate 9S-lipoxygenase 5. Bases 82 to 2670 code for a protein of 862 amino acids. The transcript is spliced from 9 exons. The record is from RefSeq and is a predicted model, not a curated record. Gene Ontology annotation, biological process: lipid oxidation. Gene Ontology annotation, molecular function: metal ion binding; protein binding; oxidoreductase activity, acting on single donors with incorporation of molecular oxygen, incorporation of two atoms of oxygen. Lineage: Eukaryota; Viridiplantae; Streptophyta; Magnoliopsida; Fabales; Fabaceae.